This is a messenger RNA of Zingiber officinale, 2538 nucleotides long. Its product is annotated as DEAD-box ATP-dependent RNA helicase 32-like. Gene Ontology annotation, cellular component: nucleus. The transcript is spliced from 8 exons. The record is from RefSeq and is a predicted model, not a curated record. The coding region runs from base 101 to 2317 and encodes 738 amino acids. Lineage: Eukaryota; Viridiplantae; Streptophyta; Magnoliopsida; Zingiberales; Zingiberaceae. Gene Ontology annotation, biological process: rRNA processing. Gene Ontology annotation, molecular function: nucleic acid binding; ATP binding.
GUUGGUGGAAAAACCCUUUGCGCCGCCGUCGCCACUGCAUCCCUUCUUUUUCCGAGCUGCCGAAACCUUGGCUGGAAUCCUUAUCCCAAAGCGAACCACCAUGCGCCGCCCCAAUACUAAGAGCCAUACUUUCCGCAAGCAGCGGCGGUUCUCGGAGGAGCAGGAAAUGAAACUUCUUGACUCGUGGAUCGAGGCCUGUCAGCCGGAUUCCGGUACCAAUCCUCUUGCGGCAACCCCUCCUCCGCCCGACGCCCCUGCUGGUCGCACCAAAGACGGUGGCUUUUCACCUUAUGCCGGCGUCCGGUUCUUCCGGCAGCUUCCCAUAUCUAAGAAGUCCAAGGACGGACUUGCGCCCAAGUACGUGGAGAUGAGCGAGAUUCAGCGUGCCACGCUGCCCCACUCCCUUUGUGGUCGCGACAUCCUCGGCGCUGCCAAGACAGGGUCGGGAAAAACCCUUGCUUUCAUCAUUCCGGUCAUAGAGAAAUUGUAUAGAGCAAGAUGGGUUUCAGAAGAUGGUAUUGGCGGCAUUAUAAUCUCCCCUACCAAGGAAUUAGCUGGACAAUUGUUUGAUGAGUUGAAAAUAGUAGGUAAACACCACAGUCUGAUUAUCGGCCUUCUGAUUGGAGGAUGUAAAGAUGUUAAUGCAGAGAAGGAACGUGUCAAUAAUCUCAAUAUUUUGAUAUGCACGCCGGGUCGACUCCUCCAACACAUGUUAGAGAAUCCAAACUUUGAUUGUUCACAGCUCCAAAUCUUAGUUCUUGACGAGGCUGAUCGGAUUCUCGAUGCUGGUUUUAGGGAAGAGCUGGAUGCCAUCAUCUCUUAUCUUCCCAGGCAAAGGCAGACCCUGCUAUUCUCUGCAACACAAACAAAGUCAGUUAAGGAUCUGGCUAGGCUAAGCUUGAAGAACCCUGAGUACAUUAGUGUGCAUGAUAAAUCAGUAACAGCCACCCCUGAGCAGCUAACUCAAUUCACCGUUAUUGUUCCACUUGACCAGAAAUUGAGUAUGUUGUGGAGCUUCAUCAAAGCAAAUCUUAAGUCGAAGAUUCUUGUUUUUCUUACGAGUUGCAAGCAGGUUAAGUUUGUUUUUGAGGCAUUCAGGAAACUUAGACCGGGAAUUCCUUUGAAAUGUUUGCAUGGUCGGAUGAAGCAAAAUGCUAGGAUGCUUACAUAUUUACAAUUUUGUGAGGAAACAUCUGUUCUCUUUUCAACUGAUGUGGCCUCUCGCGGACUCGAUUUUUCUGCUGUGGACUGGGUGGUCCAGGCUGACUGUCCAGAAGAUAUUGCAACUUACAUUCAUAGAGUUGGCCGCACUGCUCGCUUCAAAAAUACAGGGAAGUCGUUGUUGUUUCUAAUGCCAUCUGAGAUGGAGAUGCUCACAAGACUACGUGCAGUUGAACCUAAAAUUCCAAUUAAGUUGAGGAAGGCAAAAGAACCAGUAUCCAUUUCUGCAUUAUUGGCAUCUCUACAGGUUAAAUAUCCUUCUAUGCAGCAGUUAGCACAGAGAGCAUUGGUCACAUAUUUGAAGUCCAUAUAUCAUAAGAAAGAUAAAGAGGUAUUUGAUGUAACCAAUCUUCCUAUAGAAGAUUUUGCAGCAUCCCUUGGUCUCUCAGUAACCCCUAAGAUGAGAUUCUUGAAACGCAAAUUGGGUGUAAAUUUGGCACCCACUGAAGCUACUCAUGGCGAAAAGGGUCCACACGAUGCUAAAUCUAUAGUUGAUAACAGAAAGUUACAAGUAAAUGCUUGGUCAGAUGAUGUAGAAGACAAAGUACUCAUACCCAAGGAAUCAUCCUCUUUUGAUAUGGGAAGCGGUAAAACAGAAUUAGGAACCUGGGUGAUGAAUAAAAAGAAGUUGAAGAUUAAUCUGCACCGGCCUACUGGAACCAGAGUUAAAUUUGAUGAUGAUGGGAAUGUUAUGCCUCCAUUAGCUGCCUUAGCUGACACGCAGACAGUUGACAGCUCUGUUCACCUCGAUGCUGUUAAAGAACGGUACAAUAAGCUACGAGAAGAGAUGGCUAUGCGAGACAAAGAGGACAAGCUUCUGCACUACAAGCGCCUACGUGAAAAACGAAUAAAAGAGAAGCAAAAGCUGAAGAGACUGAAAGAGGAAGAAGGCACAGGAGAUGACCAAUCUGGAUCAGAUGAAAAUGAAGAAAGAAUUCCUAAAAGAAACAAAAUAUACUUUAAUGAUGAUGUCGAAGACAAUGUUGUUGAUAAUGAGACAACGGCAGAAAAGUCAGCAUGCUUGAACAAGGACUCAGCCACUUUAGCUGCACAGGAAGCCCUAGCUCUUCAACUUUUGAGAUCCAUGCACUCCUGACUUGCCCAUUUUAGCAACUCAAACCAGCUUAUUUUGGUUCGAGUGCAUAAAAUUUUUUCUCCUGCGGACAAUGUAAAUGUUUGUAGAGUUUUAUUUCAGGAUCAACCUUAGGGAUGAUGUUCCACCAGGGUGAAGUCAUUGUAUACACUGUUGCCCAAGCUCGUGUGUGCAGGAAUGCUAUAAACAGCAUGUUUUACAGUUUUAUUGUUGAUUUAUGUCUA